UAAGAACCUUCUCAAAGUUAACCCUAAACCAAAAGAUCCAAUCUCUUCCCAUCAUUCAGUUUUCACUCUCAAUUAUAUCAUACUGUUGAGAUAAUGGACGUAAGAUCUUUGGGAGCAGAUGAAGCAUGGGAUUUGUUCUGCGAGAGAAUUGGGAAAGUUACCUUGGAGAGUCACCCGGACAUCCCUGUACUCGCAAGGUUACUCGUGGAGAGAUGCAGAGGCUCAUCGCUCGCACUUGGCGUCAUUGGUGUGACUAUGACAGGAAAGACUUUGGUGCAAGAAUGGCGGUAUGCAAUUGACGCUUUGACUUUAUCUGCGGCUAAGUUUUCAGGUAUGGAAGAUGAGAUCCUUCCGGUUUUGAAGUUUAGCUACGAUAGUUUGAAGGAUGAGAGAGUGAAACAGUGUUUUCAAUACUGUGCUUUAUUCCCAAAAGAUGACAUAAUAUCAAAACAAGAUUUGGUAGAGUAUUGGAUAGAUGAAGGAAUCAUUGAUGGGAAAGAAGAUAGAUAUAGAGCAGAGGAGGAGGGUUACGAGAUAAUUGGUUACCUUGUUCAUGCUUGUCUAUUGACUGAACAUAAAUUUCCGCAUAGCGUGACCAUGCCUACCUUGGUUCGUGACAUGGCCUUGUGGGUAGCAUCAAAUCUUGGGGAGGAGAAAGAAAACUUCAUUGUGAAAGCCAAAGCAAAACUUGAUGACCUUCCAAAUGUCAAGGAUUGGACAGGUGUGACUAGGAUGUCAUUGUCGGGUAAUCGCAUCAAGAACAUAAGUUGUAGUCCAGAUUGUCCCAAGCUGACAACCCUGUUCCUCCAUUUCAAUGAUCUGGAUAAAAUCUCAAGUGGAUUCUUUAUGUUUAUGCCUAAUCUUAUGGUUUUGGAUCUAACGGGAAACAUUGGCCUUGACGAGUUGCCUGAAGAGAUUUCGAGACUGGUCUCUUUGCAGUAUCUCAACUUAUCACAUACAAAUAUAAAAGAACUGCCUCGGGGUUUAAAAGAGCUAAGGAAACUUGUACACCUGAACCUGGAGUUUACUGGAUGGCUUAAAGGAAUAGCGGGGAUAUCAAGUUUAUCAAAUCUGCAAGUUCUAAAACUGUAUGGUACUUGUUUCUAUUUAGAUAUCAAACUGGUGGAGGAGUUACAGCUCCUGAAGCAUUUAAAAGUUUUGACCGUCUCUGUGGGUGAUGCCUAUGUCUGGGAACGAUUCAUGAGCAUUACCAGAUUGGCAAGUUGCACUCGCGGUGUAACUCUUAGGCACUGUGAAGCAGGGGCAGAUGGGAUAUCUAUUGCCGCGACUUCAAGUAGGCUUAGCGUCCUCGAGAUAUAUGAGUCGAACAUAAGGGAAAUAAAGAUUGCUAAGAAUGUUGAUGAUGAAAGCAAGAAUAGUCCAAGAAGUACACUGAGUAAUACCUGGAACUUCCAGCACCUUGUCAAUGUGGAAAUAUGCAAAUGCCAGGGUCUGCGGGAGUUGACGUGGUUGCUCUUUGCUCCGAGUCUUGUUUGGCUAAAGGUUAAAGAGUCACCACAGAUAAAGGAAAUAAUAAGCAAAGACAAAGCUGCCAGCUUUAUGAAUGUUGAAGCAUAUGAAAUUAUUAUACCCUUUCUGAGGUUGAGACACCUCGAGUUAGAAAACCUGGAAGAACUGGAUAGCAUCUAUUGGAGUCCUUUGUCUUUUCCUCUUCUAAUGAAAAUCGAUGUAUUUGGCUGUCCGAAACUCUGGAAACUUCCUCUCAGUUCUUGCAGUGCCAGCGGCAGUAACCUUGUCAUUUAUGGAGAGGAAGAGUGGAUCCAGAAUAUUCAAUGGGACGAGGAAGAUACUAAGGAGCGGUUCACCCUGAAAAUUAUAAAGAGCAAAGUACCUGCGGAGCAUUCACAUAACCAGUCGGAGUUAGAGUUGAGGAAGAGAGUAGCGUAUCUUGAGGAAGAGAAUCUAACCAUCAAACUACGGCUGGAGAAGAUAGAGAUGUUGUUAUGGGAGCAACGGGGAGAGCAGCAGCAGUAUAUGCCUCCACAAGGCCUGAAUAUGCAGACAGUGGUGCAUCAGCAACAGACGGGAUCUCAAAGUCAUGUUCCGGGAAUGCAGCUAUUAUUACAACAACAACAACAACCUAAUCUGAUACAAGAUGAUGUGCAAAAUAGGCUUCAAGAAUAUUCAGGCAUGCUUCUACCUCAAAAUGUAAUUCACGAACAGAGGCAUUCCAAAAGAACACAUCCAGAGAUGCCAUCAACAUCACGGGAUUCUAGUGGAACUGUGAAUGGAGAUGAUUGGCAAGAGAAGGUUUUCCAGAAGAUCACAUCCAUGAAAGAAGUAUACUUACCAGAUAUGACUGAAAUUAACCAUAGAGUUUCAGCCAAGUUGCAGAACGGAUUUCUUCCCCAUCAAGAAAGAUCAGAUGAGUUUGAGAAGUUGAAACUCUUCAAGACAAUGAUAGAGAGAAUGAUACGAUUCCUAACUGUUCCAAAGAGUGAUAUCAUGCCUGCAUUAAAGGAUAAGGUGGAUUACUAUGAGAAGCAGCUUAUAAAUUUCUUAAAUAUGCACAGGCCAAGGGUGGCGGCGGCAUUACAGCAAGGGCAGCUUCUUGCGCAAACUCAGACAAAUGCAAGAUUAAACAAAAAACCAAAAAAAAAAAACUCAAAUAAUGUAGAGAAAUAAGAGAAAUGGUCAUUCUUUGUGUUCCCUUGUGAUAUGCUUUCUUCUAUAAUCUUUGGAUAAUAGUGUGUCCUCCUCCGGAACAGUAGUUGUGUAACAUAAGGAUUUUUAUGGAUUCAAUUUGGAGUCUUCCUGA
This is a messenger RNA of Camelina sativa (false flax), 2779 nucleotides long. RefSeq names its product putative disease resistance protein At5g63020. Lineage: Eukaryota; Viridiplantae; Streptophyta; Magnoliopsida; Brassicales; Brassicaceae. Gene Ontology annotation, molecular function: protein binding; ADP binding. The record is from RefSeq and is a predicted model, not a curated record.